CGCUUCCACUCCCAAACGCCGUUUCUUGUGCGCGCAUGGCGCGACGUCGCAUCUACGCCGCGGCCGUGGUGGCGCUGUGCUGGGCCACCGCGGCACCUUUGGCCCUGCUGCGCUCCGAGCUGUUGCGCUUCAGCGCCCCGGCGCUCGCGGCCGAACGACCUCCGCGCAGAAGAAAGACGCUGAAGUACGGCACCCUGCCCGAUCAGCUGGGCGAUGUAUGGGCUCCAGAAGCGCCUACAGGUUUGGUGGUGCUGGUGCACGGUGGCUUUUGGCUGCCACAGUAUGGGAAAGAUCUGAUGACAAAGCUCGCAUCGGACCUGAUGGCCCGCAACUGGGCAGCGUGGAACGUAGAGUAUCGCCGUGUCGAUGGUCCGGGCUGGCGGAAUGCCAACUCCACCUUGGAGGAUAUCACCGCAGCCUUGCGCUUUUUGGACUCCCCGGAGUUUCCCUUCAAGGGAUUGCCAGUGGCGGUUGUGGGACAUUCUGCUGGUGGGCAUUUGGCGCUUUGGUCGCAACUGCGCCCCAUCCGAGUGACCGACUGCCGUGCUGUUGUCAGUGUGGGUGGCGUUUUGGACUUGUGCGACGCAGAUGAGGAGGCCCUGGGCGGCGGCGCUGGGGCUGUGGCACGCUUUUUGGGGUAUCGCGAUGUCAGCAGCCUCAAGCGUGACGUGUCUCCCAUUGACAUGUUGCCUCCCUGCCUGGUGAACUCACUUCCUCCCGAGCUUGCACGAAGGGGCACCGUCCCUGAACCCCGCAUCGGAUUGGUGCAUGGCAAGCUGGAUCAGGUGGUCCCAUCGCAGCAAAGCGUGAGAUUCCUGGUUUCGGCUACAUGUGCUGGCAUCCCUUGUCAACUCCACCUUGUGGACGAAGGCCACUAUGAGGUCUUAGACCCUGGCUCCAGCUCCUGGAAAUCUGUGGUCUCCAUAGUCCAAGAGGCCUUCAAUGAGCCUGUCCGCCCAGUGCGACGAGCUGUCCUGCAGACCCACCGCGAGGAACGAGGUGGCACACUGAUUUUUCGGAGCGCCCCGUCCGCAGAGCGCCUCCAAGUUUCAGCCUGAAGACCUUGGCCGAAAACGACGGGGUCGAGGAGAAACAGACCCAUUUCUUUCUGAAACUUGAUGGUGGCACAGCCCCAGCUCUUGGGUCUCGCUCUUGGCAACUGUGUGGCACUAGCGUACUCUCACAUCGAAGCAGCAACGGCGUGGCAGCGUGAACGGCCCGCGGGGCGCGGACGCGGAGUAGUCAUUGUAUUUGCUGGCCGCAAAGCUUAGCUUCCAAAAGGAGGGAAGUCCGGACGAGGUCUGGAGUGGGAGCAACUGCCAGGCAUCGGGCUGCCCAGCUCUUGUCCAAGAGCCGUUGGGGUUCAAAC
Durusdinium trenchii is the source of this 1369-nucleotide messenger RNA. Lineage: Eukaryota; Dinophyceae; Suessiales; Symbiodiniaceae. The record is from the annotation of a GenBank genome assembly.